GCGCCCUCCCCCGGCGUCGGGAUUCCUGUCCUCUCGGCGGCCCCGCCCAGGCGGCUGCCGGGACCUGCCUGGGCGCAGGGAACGGAAAGCCGGAAGGGGCAAGACGAGUUCAGUUCGCCAUGGGGCUGUUUGGAAAAACCCAGGAGAAGCCGCCCAAAGAGCUGGUUAAUGAGUGGUCAUUGAAGAUAAGAAAGGAAAUGAGAGUUGUUGACAGGCAAAUAAGAGAUAUCCAAAGAGAAGAGGAGAAAGUGAAGCGAUCGGUGAAAGAUGCUGCCAAGAAGGGCCAGAAGGACGUGUGUGUGGUCCUGGCCAAGGAGAUGGUCAGGUCCAGGAAGGCCGUGAGCAAGCUGUACGCGUCCAAAGCUCACAUGAACUCUGUGCUCAUGGGGAUGAAGAACCAGCUCGCCGUCCUGCGAGUGGCUGGUUCCUUGCAGAAGAGCACAGAAGUCAUGAAGGCCAUGCAGAGUCUUGUGAAGAUCCCAGAAAUCCAGGCGACCAUGAGGGAGCUGUCCAAAGAGAUGAUGAAGGCUGGGAUCAUAGAAGAGAUGCUGGAGGACACUUUUGAAAGCAUGGAUGACCAAGAAGAAAUGGAAGAAGAAGCCGAAAUGGAAAUUGACAGGAUUCUCUUUGAAAUCACAGCAGGGGCCCUGGGCAAAGCACCCAGUAAAGUGACGGACGCUCUGCCUGAGCCUGAGCCUGAGCUUGAGGGAGCCACAGCGGCCUCGGAGGACGAAGAGGAGGAAGAGGCUCUGGAGGCCAUGCAGUCCCGGCUGGCCACCCUCCGCAGCUAGGCCUCUGCCUGGCCCUGGCCUCUCCGUGGUCCCACGGGCGCCGACUCGGGAGAGCCCCGUCCUUGCAUCUCUUGCACUCCACAGAGCGUUACAUUUGGAGAAGGUUCUGUGCUUGCAUCCCUGCACUCCACGGAGGCUCUGGGUUCUUGAAGGUGCAGUGGACACCCCAUCUUCAGAAGGAGGGGCCGACGUGUCUUAUGGGGGAGGGCCAAGGUCCACUUCCUCAUGAUGCAAGUCUCAGAACAGAGUUGGUUGCCCAGA
Marmota flaviventris (yellow-bellied marmot) is the source of this 1052-nucleotide messenger RNA. It is a transcript of the gene Chmp3, whose product is annotated as charged multivesicular body protein 3. The record is from RefSeq and is a predicted model, not a curated record. Lineage: Eukaryota; Metazoa; Chordata; Mammalia; Rodentia; Sciuridae. Gene Ontology annotation, biological process: vacuolar transport.